Coprinopsis cinerea okayama7#130 is the source of this 3960-nucleotide messenger RNA. RefSeq lists its product as hypothetical. NCBI's taxonomy places the organism in Eukaryota, Fungi, Basidiomycota, Agaricomycetes, Agaricales, Psathyrellaceae. The transcript is spliced from 10 exons. The record is from RefSeq and is a predicted model, not a curated record. Bases 1 to 3960 code for a protein of 1319 amino acids.
AUGAUCAGAACACGUAGAGCACUGCGCGAAUCGGGUGAGGAACUCCUCGAACCCCAAUCCGAUUGCGGUUGGCCUGCCAGGACACCGUCUCCUGUUCAACAGUCUCGGCAAGGUCAAGCUGUUGGGUCUUCACCACUCAAGUCGCACGGUUUCCCUUACGUCUUGGUUCCGCCUCACCCUUCGGUGCAAAAGUCAACAAGGCCCGAAGCCAAAUCUAAGCGCGCAGCCAAGUCAUCCAAAGCGCGAGGCCCUUCCAAACCAGCUAAGAGGAAGGCUAAGGCAGACCAUGCCGCAGACGAUCCCCCUGCCCAACCCGAGAAAGACACUGCUUCGGGGUCAACUGUUGCUGCUCGCCGCGUCUCUCGAGUUCUCACCUCAAGCCCCCCCGUCACCAUAGCCAUUGCCGAUGCGCAGGGUCGAUCAUUGAACCGCCGCUCAAGUACGGAGACCAUUCAGGCGCCUUCCUCUCCCACUACUGCAAUCCGCCGACUCAAUGAUGGGAGCGCUUCAGCUGACCGUAACAAACAACCGAGCUAUGAUGCCUUUGACGCUGAACUUGGAGACUACGGCUACGAAUUUGCGCCCUACGUGGAAAUUCCUGACGCCGUUCGAGAUGCUUUGCCUGACCCCGUCCCCGGCGCUACCGCGUCUCGAGAGCUGGUGCUUCCGCCUGCUUCCCGCAUCCCAGCCCCUGACGAAGCUGUACAUUUCUUCUAUGGAAGGAACUGGAGUUGUGGGGCGUUUUCUUCUUCGGUUGGAGUCCUGGGACGAGGAAGGCAAGGGACCAGGCUGGCUCGCAUGCAAAAAUAUGUCACAGUUUUCUCUUGGUAUAACUCGCAGUCCAAGCAGUGCGAGCAGCUCCCUGACGGGUUCACCAUUCCUGAACCGCGUUGUCGAAUUUCUUUGAACCAGUUGGAAGAGUCAAUCUACGACGCUAUCCGCCGCAAUAGCGACUUGUUACUAGGCAUGGAAAGAGGCUUAGGAGUUCCGCGUAACGGCAACCCCGAAUCUCCUCCUGGUUUCAGAUAUUCGUACGUUUCAGGUCGGCCCAAUGAGGAGGAUCAUCACGGCGAAUCCAUGGAAGACGAGGGCAGCGAUAUCGAACGUGCGGACGACCGCUUCUCCUCUCCUCCAGCAUUCGACCCCGCCGAAGAUGGUGACGACAGCUUUGGGAAUUGGGAUGAAGGCGAAGAGGAAUGGGAGGGGUGCGAGCAUCCGUCCAAUGGCGCUGGUAACAUUUCGGAACAAGAGCCAGAGUUCGAGGACUUGCCUUCAUCGAGCGAAGACGGGUCGGCGUAUUCCCCUUCUCAAGCUAGUGAGCGGGGUGACUCCUCCGGUCCUGGGGAAACUGCCAACACAGCACCCCACAGCAGCUCGCCAACACGCCAGUCUCCGAUAUCCCAGUCUCCGCCGCGUCUCACUGCCAAGCAGAAGGGAAAGGGUAGGGCCGUUGACAAUCGGUCUCCUAGUCCACCAGCACCCGCAGGCCCGUCCGCCCCUAAGUCUAAGUCUCAAGCUUAUAACCCCCCUCCAACCCCAUCGUUCAAAAGGGGAAGAUACGACAAGGACGAGAAAGAGAUCGCAGCCGAAAUGCGCGAAUGGCUGGAAUUCGGCGCCAAGUGCUGCAAUCGGUCCCCCGAUAGCUUCCUGACGCUUAUGGGCUACCCUCGGACUGGUGAAGGCUUGCGAAAAUCUCAGUGCUGGAACAAAUUCCGCCAGUGGAGGAAACUGCAAGCUGAGAACGGCGAAGCCGAACACUUAUCACAGGAGGAGAUGUUUGAGAUAUACAACCGGGAUUACAAGGGCCUAACGAAAAAAGACAAAGAAAUCAAAAUCCAGGAGUGGUCUGCGGAUAUUGAACGGUGGGACAAGAAACCGGUCGCGCAACAAGACAAGGAGUUUCUACAGCUAAUGGAGGAGGCACAGGCUAUGAUGGAAAAGCUCUCCCGCUCAGGGUUGGUAGAGCCAAUUCUGUAUUUUUUGGCCACCGACCCCUUCUACGGCCGCUUUACAAGAGUUAUGGUCGGCAACGACAUAGUCCAGGAGAUGUUAGACGACGGCGCUGCAAACCUUCGCCAGAUCUUAUCCGCGGCAGCUAUAGCUGUAGCGGCUGCAAAAACAGGCACAGUCUCGCCGAAGGAUGCGAAGCUACUCCAAAUACUUGGCUUGCAUAACGCCUCCACCAAUUCGUCUGAAGCUGCGGUUGCCGCCGACACGUCAUCGACAUCCGUUGUGAAAGCUGUGCCAGCAUCCGCCUCGUUGAAGACCAAUUCCUCCGCGGCUACCUCUCGGGCGCCAGCCUCGUCCUCAGGUAGCACUUCCAAGCGAACGUCGAAAACUCCUGGGGACAGUGCUACGGAUUGGGGGCUCUACGACCCAGCCGCCGUGAAACCGGAUAACGUCUCGCAGGCAGCUUGGGACGCAGAAGGGAAAUUACCAAGAGAUGUUUUCGACUGGGCAGAGCUGGCACAACCUGGGGUUCUGAACGUCGCCAAGUUUUGGCGACAGAAACAGUACGAGACGACUGUCGAAACUGUCCGAGAUUGGGGAGUUCGCUACAUGCGAUUCCUCCUUCAGGUUCUCUACUGUCAAGCUACUGGAUUGAAGCAGGCUCCAACCAACGGCUUUUACCAGGGCUUUGCAGACUACCUUGCAAGUAACAACAAGAUCUGCGAGGGAUGGCCGCCAGGCUGCGCCGUCCCUGACAGGGACACUAAGGGUUCGAAAGCUCUUACGCGACUGUGGGGUUCGGGGGCCGUUGAACUCCUGGAUGUAGCAUUCGGCCGGAAGGAGGGUUGGACACUUAGAAUUAUUGAUUUUCCACCAGAGGCUCAAGCAAUCGAGAGGGACGACACUGAUCCGGCCUACCUUGACUUACCCCUCAUCACUUGCAAUGACGCCAACGGGAAGGUCACCGCUGUGAAGGCGACGGUCCGCGACGCCAACGCGUGGCACAUGCAGGAGGUUGCCGCCCAAACAGCAAGGAGGAAAUGGGCAGAGUUGCCACCUGAGCGCCGCAAACCUCUGGAGGCUGCAUCUGCCGUGAAGAAAUGGCCCCCGAAACUUCGCAAAACAGGUCGCACAGUCAAGGUCAAAAAGGAGGAGGGCGUCGAGCCGGAAGAGCAGGAUGAGGAUGGCGAGGGUACGAAUUUGGAGGAGUUUGAUGUGGAAGUGGAAGACGGAGACAGGAUGGACGUGGAUGCUGAUGAGAACGACCCUCACCACAGGGAUGUAGUUGAACCGCCCCGCCAUCCUCAGCCGGGUCCCUCUACGCAAAGCAUCCCCGUCUACACUGGCGGCGAUGAUGACUACUAUGACGCUGACGAGUUAUUCAGUGGCGGCUAUGACGAAGGCGGGUACAUGGUAGAAGGGGAAGACCAAUACAUGGCGGAAGACUUCAGCAAUCCAGAACAGUAUUACGACGAUCAGCAACAAUUCAACGGCCAUGAGAUCGGUCGUUACCAUCACCGCCCGAACCCUCAAUAUACACAGACUCAACACGUCAGCGAGUAUGCUCAGCCUCUUCGUGCGACGCAAACCGAAACCCAUCCACGCCACCUCAUUGGCCAAUCUUCCCGCGCUUUUCGUCCAACUCUAGCGCCUCAACGCCACCCCAACGUUUACCCAAUUCACGCAACAACUUCAAUCAACAAUCCAACUCCUCGUGUGUUCUCGAAUCCUCUGCCGGCCCAGCCUCCUGUGCGACCCACUACCCAUCGCCAUUUCACGCAGUCCCAGGUCUUGGACCAUGUCAAGGAUAUGUUGAAGAUACCAGGUUCUCCGAUGAAGCGGAAACACCAAGAGCAGCGCAUGCGUCCCGAAGGGCAGUCUUCCCGGCCUGCAUCUGCAGUUCCAUGGCCUUCAACUCGACACGCCGGAGGAGCUCACACUCUUGGGCAACAAGGAACUCGUGACGACCGCCCAUUGAAACGAGUUCGUGUUACAGGUAAUCAUUGUUAA